AUGUGCAUAAUACAGAAGCACACCCACACUAUUAUACUCAUGGACUUGGGAAAGAACUUUAUCCUUUCAUUCAUAAAAUCGGCCCAUUACAAUUUCCAACACCACCGUACAAUAGUAAAGGUGCGUUUAAAAUGGGUGAAAAACCGCUCACUGGACCAUAUAAUCGACGUCCAAACAGACCUUAAGGCCGCUUGUCUAAUAAAAGAUGCUAUUACCCGCUCUUCCACAGGAUACUUAACUGCAAAAUCACUUUCUGAUUCCCAAAAGCUGUUGGGCCUCACUGUCCCAACUCUACGCUUCAUUCGACGGUACCCUACGCUGUUCGAGGAGUAUCCUCACCCAAAAUAUCCUUCCUUGCCCUGUUUCAGGCUUACACAGUUGGCUCAAAUUCUGCAAGAGAGAGAAAUGAGAGUUUUUGAGGAGUGCGAAGGUGAUACUGUGGAGAGGCUUUGCAAAGUGCUCAUGAUGACCCAGAAUAAAGUGGUGCCUGUACAAUCAAAUGUAAGUAACUUUACCCUGAACCGAUUGCCUAAUGACUUUGACCGCAAUUUAGUUAAAAAGUAUCCAGAAAAAUUUACGGUUGUUAAGGGGAGAAAUGGAUUGGACUGUUUGAAACUUGUUCAGUGGCAGGAAGAAUUCUCAGUUUCUAUGUUACAGAAGAUCAACGAGAAGAGUGUACCCUUGAGCACAGAUAAUGCUAGUAGUAUUGGUCUUGUUGGUUAUGGGAGAUUUAAGAAGGGCAAGGCGGCGUUAGAGUUCCCAAUGAGUUUUCCAAGGGGUUAUGGAGCACAGAAGAAGGUGAAGGCAUGGAUGGAUGAGUUUCAAAAGUUGCCGUAUAUUUCACCUUAUGAGGAUUCAAGGGGAAUUGAUCCAAAUAGUGAGCUUAUGGAGAAAAGGGUUGUUGGGGUGCUGCACGAAUUUUUGAGCUUGUCUAUUUAUAAGAAAACUAAAAGGAAUUACUUGAGGAGCUUGAGGGAGGAUUUGAAUCUUCCGCACAAGUUUACUCGAAUAUUUACAAGGUACCCUGGGAUAUUCUACCUCUCACUGAAGUGCAAGACAACAACUGUGGCAUUGAGAGAAGGGUAUCGUAGGGGAAGACUGGUGGACCCUCAUCCUCUUGCUCGCCACAGGGAUAAGGUUCACUAUGUAAUGAGAACUGGGUUGGUUUAUCGAAAUAAAGCUGCAGAUUUUUUACCCCAGCUUGACAAUUUGGUUGAUAAUGCUGAGAAUGAUAAUGCAGAAGAAGAAUCUGAUGAAGAAGAAAUUGAAAUGGCUGAUGAAUGCUAUGAUUCAGAAGCAGAAGGUUUUACUUGUACUUACGAGCUCCAUUGCGUAUCAAGUUUUCUCUCUGCCGCCACUUCGUUCAUUCUCAGAAUGGAUUCACAGAUCAAGCAUGCCAUUGUUGUGAAGAUCAUGGGCAGGACUGGUUCUCGAGGUCAAGUCACCCAAGUGAGAGUGAAAUUCAUUGAUGAUCAGAAUCGAUUCAUCAUGAGAAAUGUCAAGGGACCUGUCAGGGAGGGUGACGUACUCACCUUACUCGAAUCUGAGAGGGAGGCAAGGAGGCUUCGCUGA
Messenger RNA from Fraxinus pennsylvanica, 1572 nucleotides. Lineage: Eukaryota; Viridiplantae; Streptophyta; Magnoliopsida; Lamiales; Oleaceae. The record is from the annotation of a GenBank genome assembly.